This is a messenger RNA of Fonsecaea erecta, 1716 nucleotides long. RefSeq lists its product as hypothetical. Bases 1 to 1716 code for a protein of 571 amino acids. The transcript has a single exon. The record is from RefSeq and is a predicted model, not a curated record. Gene Ontology annotation, molecular function: protein binding. Gene Ontology annotation, cellular component: intracellular anatomical structure. Lineage: Eukaryota; Fungi; Ascomycota; Eurotiomycetes; Chaetothyriales; Herpotrichiellaceae.
AUGGCGGGUGAUCGCUUUCAAGACGAUAUUCCAAGGGCUUCAGACUCGUAUUUCAACCUGGGGUCGUUCACUCGACCCGUAAGCACAAACAACAAAGAAGUCCAAGUAUGGUUUGACCGUGGUCUGGUUUGGAGCUACGCCUUCAACCACGAGGAAUCCGCAGAAUGCUUUCGAAAGGCUAUCGCCCUGGAUACAGGAUGUGCCAUGGCUUACUGGGGUCUGGCAUACGCUCUGGGUCCUAACUACAAUAAACCAUGGCAAUUUUUUGACGGAGAAGAGCUCGAGUCAACUGUGACUCAGACUCAUACUGCUGUUCAGAAAGCGAAAGCCGAAGUCAUCAACGGCACGGCGGUCGAAAAAGCCCUUAUUGAUGCCCUCGAAUUCCGAUAUCCACGUGCGCAAGCAGCUGCUGAUUGUUCUAUCUGGAAUCAACCGUACGCCGAUGCCAUGCAAUCAGUGUAUGAAGCAUUCCCCGACGACCUUGAUGUAGCAACGCUCUACGCCGACGCCUUGAUGAAUCUCACCCCUUGGAGACUCUGGGACUUAUCCACCGGACGCCCAGCCACUGGAGCAAGGACGAUAGAAGCUAAAGCCGUCCUUGAUCACGCCUUAGCCUUGCAGGGUGGAAUUCAACAUCCCGGCGUGUUACACCUAUACAUACAUCUGAUGGAAAUGUCCGGCAGCCCUGAGCUUGCUAUGCCCGUAGCAGACCAUUUGAGAGGGUUGAUACCUGAUGCCGGCCAUCUACAGCAUAUGCCUACCCACCUUGACAUACUUUGUGGCGACUAUCGCCGAGCGAUCGCUUCGAAUACAGAUGCAAUCCGCGCGGAUGAGAGAUUUUUGGCUCGUGCCGGGGCGCUGAACUUCUACACCCUCUAUCGAUGCCAUGAUUAUCAUUUUCGCCUUUAUGCUGCAAUGUUUGCGGGCCAGUCAAAAAUCGCAUUACAAACUGCCGACUGGCUCGAAGCAACGGUCCCAGAAGAACUCCUUCGCGUCAAGUCCCCACCCAUGGCCGAUUGGCUCGAGGCCUUCCAUGGGAUGCGUGUUCACGCCUUAAUUCGCUUCGGCUUGUGGCAAGAAAUUCUUGAACUCUCUCUGCCCGACGAUCAAGAGCUUUACUGCGUUACAACAGCCUUGAUUCACUACGCAAAAGGUGUCGCCUUGGCGGCUACCGGAAACGUGGAGGAAGCAGAGAAGCAACGCGUCAUCUUCGAAGAAGCAGUUUCGCGGGUGAAAUCCAGUCGAACACUUUUCAACAAUAACUGUCUCGACAUUCUUGCAAUUGCCCGAUCAAUGCUGGAUGGUGAAUUGGAAUAUAGACGGCGCAACUUCCAUGCAGCGUUCCAACAUCUCCGUAAAUCUAUUGCUCUCGAUGACGCACUUCCGUACGAUGAGCCUUGGGGGUGGAUGCAGCCACCUCGACAUGCUUAUGGUGCUCUCUUGCUGGAACAAGGUCACCCUGAACUCGCCGUAGCGGUUUACAGUGCUGAUCUGGGGUUUGACGACACGCUCCCACGCGCUCUUCGCCAUCCGAACAAUGUUUGGGCGCUCCGUGGAUACUACGAAUGUCUGAUGAAGCUGGGCCGUAUAGCAGAAGCUCGACUUAUCAGACCCCAACUGACGCAUGCCACAGCCAUGGCAGAUGUACCCAUCAAAUUUUCAUGUUUCUGCCGGACAGACCAUGCGGAUGGGCCGGCGCAAGAUCCUCCUGCCUGA